UAUAAAACUUUGAAAACUUAAAACCACAUAUUCAAACGAUAAGAAGGAUCAAAUUGCCUUGUGGACUCGCUUUGUCUAACGUAGAAAACGGGAACGGAAACAAAAUGGAGAGGAAACAGGAAGUAGAGUUGGCCCGAUGACAUAAGCACUCCACACCGUUUACCGAGGCUCUGUUUCUAUUCACAGCGCAAACGACAGCAGCUUGCGCACAGCCCAUGCGUUCGUGGAAACAGCUACAACCUCGCCAAGGCACCCCAACUACCGUAUCGCUUGUCUCCCUGCCUGCCCACCUUUACCUACCUUCCCGCGUGCAUGUCUCGUUACCUUAUCUGCGGCACUUACCCUAAUUGACCCAUGUGCAAGUAGCUUGGGUCAGUACCUACCUAGGUAGGUUGGCAGGUUUAAAAGGGCAUUCGGAGAGCUGACAUCCAUUCAAUGCCAAGAUUCCACAUGGGCAGAAUUCUUUCUUUCAUAACUGCAGGAACCUAACACCACGGCAUCCUUUCUCCUUGCUCUCUUACCUAUGUCCUACCUAAGCAGGUCCCUUACCUUAGUUACCUCGGCACCGAACACUGGAUUUGCCGGUCGCUUCUGAACAAUCGAUAAAAAGCACAGUCUUUCAUUGUCCCCCUACCAUACCUACGCGCUCGCCUGGAUUGACAACCGUCUCUGGUUCCCUGUCCUAAGCUGUCCGCUCGCUAUCCCCUCUCUCCUCUGUAUAUACGCCUAUACCAUUGACUACAUACCUGACCUUGCCUGCCUACCGAGGUACACCUCCUUCAAGCCUGCCUGUUGACAAUGAGCCAGUCGCCCACUGAAAAUGGGCCCCCCUUCGUCAGCCUCUUCUCAACCUGCUACGCCCAAGGUCACCUUGGCCGAAGCAAGUGAGGUGAGAGCCCUUGAUGCCAAUAUAUAUUCUGCGAAUUUCCACAAGGCAUUUCGAAUUGCCAUGGUACCCCAUGGAGGCUACGUUGCAACAUGCUUCCUCCGUGUGGCGGCACUUCACCUUCGCCGGUCCUCCCGUGACCAGCCAGACACGAUGACUGCACACCUCGAGUAUCUGGACCGCACCGAGGUGGGACCCGCCAUCUUCGUUGUCGAAGAGAUGAAGGCUGGCAGACAGACCACAGUCCUGCAAAUCACGCUCUAUCAAGCACGCGAUGGAGUCAAAAAUCCGCUGCCAACCUCGGCCCCGUGGCUCCCGGCCGAUGGCACGGCAAAGCGUGAGGUAGUGGCCUUUGUUAAAAACACGGAUUUUGACAAGCUGGAGGGCUUAACGCUCAAGACUGGCUUCAAGCUCGAGCCACCGCCCGAUGCUAUGCCCCCCAGCCUUGCGCGCAUGCGCCAGGGCCACGACCCGCUCUGGUGUCGAUAUCCCGCACCUGCCCACCAUCGUGCCUUGACCCAGCCUGCGUUCAAAGCCCUCGAAUAUUACAGCCCAAGGGCAGAGUCCAAAGCCGGCCCGACUGCCGCAGCAGGUCUCCUCGACAGAUGGAUCCGGUUCGCAAACGGGGAAAGGUUCACCGGCGAAUCUCUGGGUUUCGUGGCAGACGCGUGGCCCAUGAUCGUCGAGUCCUACCGCCCGGACCCGCCACCUACGGACGAUGAGACGGAAGCAAGCCAGACGCCAUUCCCUUGGGACUCACUAUUCUGGUAUCCCACUCUCAACAUGAGCCUGGAAGUCAAAAAACGACUGCCUGACCAAGGCGUUGAGUGGUUAUUCUUUCGCGUGCAGACCAAGCAGAUUCGCAAUGGGCGCAUGGAUAUGGAGAUUGUUGUGCUCGACGAGACGGGGGAUCUAGUUGCCCUUGCGACUCAUGUAUGUCUAGUUCUUGGACUUUCCCGCAACCUCGCUGGGCGCGUCAAGCACAACGAGACCAUACGCAGUACCAAAGAUGAGGGCGGUUUGAUGAAGGGCAAGAGCCGCAUCUGAGUACAGUGUGGGUUGGAUAGGCGGACGAAAUACAAACGCAUCCCGUUCACAUUUUGGCUUUGCACUCUAUUGUUCGGUCACUGGAGGCGCUAUCUAUCAUACGGCUUGCUUCAUUCCGCUGGUGUCGUGCUAAAUUUGGUCGAGUGGCUGGUUGAUUGCACAUCUCCUGUGGAAAAAGAGAUGGGUCCAGUCCGGAAAAUGCACCUCUGCGGCUGAUCAAGCCAAUCAGAUGUAAAAUUGCAUCUUGUGCCACAGGUUUUCUAGGCAGACAAACAAGAGGCCUGGGGCAGUUGGACGCGCCAGCCACGCCGACCUCCUGGCAUAAUGCACUCGAUAGUUUUGGGUUGGUGGCGUACGCCACAACGAACAGUUUCCCCUGGAACCAUGACGCAAAGAUGACUACCUGUAGUCCGUUUCCAGGCUAAAAGUCCAAUGAAAUAAGCACAUACAAAGCCCUGAUGCUUCUACGGAGGGUAGGACCACCCUAAAAAUUCUCCUCGAGCUUACCAACGUCAACCUGCCAAGAUAGCCACCGGUGCCACAAGGGGCCAGAACACUCACGAGCAGUGCAUUUCUUCCCCAAACAGUUUCUUUAUUAACGCCUUACAUUGACGGAGAACGGGCGUAUCAAAACGUACAGCUCCCUGACCCACCGGAACUCUGAAUCGCUACCCGAAAAUGUCCGAGUUCUAGGGUCUAUCGUAGUGCGUUGUGGGGGGAAAGCCUCACUCGACUAGGUACCUACGUACUACGUACAUCCGGAGAUGCCACUAAGGACCUGAAUCGUUAGUCUUCGUUGCAACGUUCAGCUGUCUGUCUUGUGGAGAAGACCAAGAAUGGUUGGCUAUUUGGAGACCAGCUUUUCUUUUUUUUUUUUUUUUUUUUUUUUUG
This is a messenger RNA of Pyricularia oryzae 70-15, 2824 nucleotides long. RefSeq lists its product as uncharacterized. The transcript has 2 exons. The record is from RefSeq and is a predicted model, not a curated record. Lineage: Eukaryota; Fungi; Ascomycota; Sordariomycetes; Magnaporthales; Pyriculariaceae. The coding region runs from base 821 to 1933 and encodes 370 amino acids.